GAAAACCCAGCAAUAUAAAAUAACUGUUUCAGCCCUGGUACAGUUCGAUACACAGCCUUGGACCUUCUAUGCAGAGAUACGAAGAUGCAGAAGAAUAUGAAAAGAGCUUCUUAAAGAAAUACUUGACAAAAAAAGCUAUGGACAAGCUGAACGAAUUAGAAAAACAACUAAAAAAUGCAACAGACACGAAAAAGAGCGAAAUAACGGGUGAGAUGGAGAAAACUCGUUUGGAUUUAGAACGCUCGCUCAGACUGGUCAAUGAAAUGGAAAUAGAGGAGAAAAAUAAUCAAAAUUAUGAUUUGCAUGCAAAAGACGGCCCGGAAAGCUUUGUAUAUCUGUUGGGAGAGGUAAGCAGAAACGUGCCUGACGAAGUAUACACGCGAUUUGUUGAUCGGGUAAAAAAUGUUGAGGAGCUGUACAAAGGCCACUUCAACGUUGAAGACGUCGAAUCGCAUAUCCUACACGAGCACGUGUUCAUUGCCAGCCCAAAAGAUAAAAAUGAACCCGGCGACGCUAUUUACUGUCCUGCAUACAUUUACAACUUCCUUCUGCCUUUCCAGCAAACGGCUUUGAAGUGGUUCUGUUCGCUAUUUCUAGGUAAACAUGGAGGCAUACUGGCUGAUGAAAUGGGACUGGGCAAGACAAUACAGGCGAUCGCAUUCCUUUCAUCGCUUUUGCACAGCAAUAGAAUAGGCGGGGCACUCAUUUUAUGUCCUUCUACGCUCCUCGAGCAGUGGUUCCUUGAGAUACGACGGAUAUACCCGUUUGUGCGGACAAUAAUACUGCAUAAUAAUUUUAUGGAAAGCGUAAAUGAUGCCCUGAAUCAGAAGCCCGACAACGACAGAAUGAGCGAAAGCUUCAGGAAAGUCGUUGUUGUGGCUUCUUAUGAAGGCUUCAAAACUUUUUUCAAUAAAAUACGCAGAUUAAACUUGGAUGUUCUCAUUCUUGACGAGGGACACAAAAUUAAAAACUUCAACACGCAAACGUUCAAGUAUAUCAAAACAUACAACAUCUUGACGUACAUUCUCACAGGCACACCGGUGCAAAACAAUCUGAAGGAGCUGUGGUCGCUCUUCAAUAUCACGAACAAACAUUUAUUCGGCACAUACACCGAUUUUUACGGCGAAUUUGAAGAAGUUAUUCUGAAGAGCACGCGUAGAAAAGCAGACAAAAAGGAGAGAAAGAAUGGAGAACAGCGGACCACGUAUCUCAAGAGCCUAAUUGCACCGUAUAUUCUGAGAAGAACUAAGAAAGGAACAAAUUUACCAAAAAAGUGCGAGAAAAUAGCAUUUUGCCCGAUGACCAAUGACCAGAUAUCCCUGUACAAAGAAUUCACUGAAUCAAAAGCUGUUUCUGAUAUCAUUAAAGGCAAUAGAAAUGUGUUUUAUGGUCUUGAUAUUCUGAGAAAGAUCACAAACCAUCCAUCUCUUUACAAGAAAGGAGUACAUGGCGAAAGUGGAAAAAUGCACAUGCUCGAAACUUUGUUGACAAAAUGGUGUACAAAGGAGAAAAACGACAGUUCAGUCUCACAAAAAAUGGAGAGCGGUGAAGGACAACCAAUAAACAAGGUACUUGUAUUUAGCCAAUCGCUAGAAAUGCUAAAUAUCAUAGAAAACUUCGUUAUAUCCAAAGGCUACACAUAUUUGAGGAUGGAUGGCACCACAUCGCUGAUGGAAAGGAAGAAAUAUCUCGACAUGUUCACAAAAGAAAACUAUUUUGUAUUUCUUCUUACUACCCGGGUAGGUGGAAUAGGGCUCAAUCUCACAGCUGCCAACAAAAUCGUGAUUUAUGAUCCUGAUUGGAAUCCAUCUAUCGACAAACAAGCUUCUGAGAGAUCCUACAGAUUUGGGCAGAAACGGGAUGUAGAGAUCAUCCGAUUUAUCACGCGAGGAACAAUUGAAGAAAAGAUCUACGAAAAGCAAAUAUUCAAGAACCUGCUGGCAGGACGAGUUCUUGGUGACACAGUAGUUGAAAGGUUGGUCGGAGCAUCCGAUUUGAAAGAGAUUUUUACGCUUGGUGACGUAAUUACUGAAGGAGCGGUUGAGGACGUGGUCGUUGAUGGCAGUCAUAGGAAUGAGGAUAAGGAUGUGAUGGAGUACGAGGAGCAGAAGGUACUUACUGCCCGAGAAAUGCUUGAUUAUAUAAAAAUGAGAGAAAGCACAUAUUAGUGUGGUUUAAGAUGCGGAGGAUACGCUUUACUUGUCGUGACAAUGAUAUGAAAACACUAGCACAGCUGUAGAAUGCCAAUUUGUAGGGUGAUAUAUUAGCAUCCUUCGUAUGAAACAUGGUCAGAUAAUCUCACACGUCACAUUUCAUCGUCCUUAAUAAAUUUAACGAAUUAAAACACGUGAUAGCUCUAACAUGGUGUCAUAGUAGAUUUACAAAAUAAUAUGGCAUGAACACACAAUGUUCGAUGGUUAAAAAAGUAAAUUGUG
This is a messenger RNA of Vavraia culicis subsp. floridensis, 2435 nucleotides long. RefSeq lists its product as uncharacterized. The transcript has a single exon. Gene Ontology annotation, cellular component: nucleus. The coding region runs from base 69 to 2168 and encodes 699 amino acids. The record is from RefSeq and is a predicted model, not a curated record. Gene Ontology annotation, molecular function: ATP binding; ATP-dependent chromatin remodeler activity. NCBI's taxonomy places the organism in Eukaryota, Fungi, Microsporidia, Pleistophoridae. Gene Ontology annotation, biological process: transcription-coupled nucleotide-excision repair.